This is a messenger RNA of Exophiala dermatitidis NIH/UT8656, 1380 nucleotides long. RefSeq lists its product as uncharacterized. The transcript is spliced from 3 exons. Bases 1 to 1380 code for a protein of 459 amino acids. The record is from RefSeq and is a predicted model, not a curated record. NCBI's taxonomy places the organism in Eukaryota, Fungi, Ascomycota, Eurotiomycetes, Chaetothyriales, Herpotrichiellaceae.
AUGACACUCACGCCAGACGGCAACGUCAGCAGAAAACUGAAAUCAAUCUUUCGGAAAACCCGAAGCUGGCUUGAAUCUUGGGCCUUGCAGGAUUUGGGUGCGGAAUCCUUGAAGAAUCUUGAGGCAGCAGUGCGUACUCGAGCUCAGAAUGACAGUACAUGCCUGAUGAGCGAAAGAGCUCUAUGUGCAUUGCAAAGUGGCCAGCUACCCCCAGAAGAAGUCUUCAACAUGGUGAUCAAUAUGACAAUUAUGGAGAAGACUUUCCUUCGACCGUUCGCAUACUUGACGACCAAUGAGCAGGAAACCGACAUCGAAGACGCACUCAAGUGGACAGUAGAGCUUGCAUCAAGGGACUCGAGCAAUGGCGGAAACUCUUUGCGUGCGGCCAUAAUUCGCGCACUCGAUGCUCCUCAUUGGCCUCAGGAUCAGGAAAUAUCGCCUCGGUCGAGGUCUACAAACAUGAAGGAAUACCGGAGUACUUAUUGUGUUGCAAGAACAAACGACUUCCUCGCCCGACAUCGGCAUUUCCUCCGCAAAGAAUCUGACAAGAAGUCUGAAAACCUUAGACACAAGGAGCUUCUCAGCAUCUUCGUGUCCGCCAUGGAGCUUUCUUCGACGUUGGCGGCGGAAAAUCCCAAAAUCAAAAUCCACUUUCUGGCGAACAUGCUCGAUGCGCGCUACACAACGCAGCACAAAUCUCUGCGGCCGUCAGAUGCUUUGAAUCUAGCCACCAGCGAGCAGGAUGACGACGGAUUGGAUCCCUGGGCGAUUGGACUAGAAGGCCAGCCUAUCGACAUGGUUAUCGAGCCACUGGUAACCAGGGAAGGGGAUGCCGGAGGCGAAAACUACAAUUUGUCCACUGUGCUCCACAAGGCCAUGGUCUGGAUGGUCAAGGAUGAUGAUCUGACCGAGGCAGACAGGGUUCGACUACAACAGCGCUCCGAACCGCAGACUGCAGCUGACGUUGUUCUCACCGACACCUACCGAAAUCCAGACUCGGCGCAGCGACAACAUAAUCUUCGAAAGAGGAAAUAUUCCAGCGACGCAGCACCUGCUGCAAGCAGGGACGAUGGGGCAGCCGUGGCUGGUAAAUAUUCUCGACAUGGUACGCCAUCUUCGGUUCCAAACAGGCUCCAGGGCAACUAUACGGUCUAUACCUCAGCCAGGCCUGACAGUGCUCCUCCAUCCUCGCCAGUGGCCUCCACCAGGAGCACCCUGGGUUCUGGAAGAGACCUGCCUAAUUCAAACAUGGUAAUCGACCAGAGUCUUCGAUUAUCGAUGAGCAUGUGGCACGAGAUAAGCAAAAACAUUGCCAAGGACGAAGAAGAAGAUCCCGACUGGCUGCCCCAGAAGAAGCAGAGACGUGACGAGUUCAACUGA